AUGCUCUUCUCAGCCCAUGCCUCUCAGGUCCUGAUCGCCUUGAGCCUCCUCUCGUCCCCCUUGACUCUCGCAAAGCCCGUCGCAACGACCUCGGCCCCGGUAAUGCCCGAGACAAAGUCUCUCAUCGUUUGGGAGCCCCUCUACGAGAGUGCCACCGCCCUCGACAAGCGGGAGUCCGGCUUCGGGAGAUUCGUGAAGCGGUGGGGGAUCGUGACUCUCCCGAUAGUAGUCAUCUCCACCCCGUCCACUAUCUACUCCAUCUACAAGGACUGCAAGCAGUUUUCCGAGGAAAAGGACAAGGGUAGCUCGGUGUCGUGCGUCGCCGCCUCCGUGAACCAGGCCAUCAGCAUCGGCACCGCGGCGAUCGCGGUCUUCACCAUCGUCUUUACCUAUGUGACGGGAGAGUCGCCGCUGAAGUCGAGGAACAACUUUCUGUCCCUCGAGGACCCCCAGCCCGCUGCUGCUUUCCCGGCUAUCGAAGCUCCUCUUAUCGCCAUUUAG
This is a messenger RNA of Colletotrichum destructivum, 501 nucleotides long. RefSeq lists its product as uncharacterized. The transcript has a single exon. Lineage: Eukaryota; Fungi; Ascomycota; Sordariomycetes; Glomerellales; Glomerellaceae. The record is from RefSeq and is a predicted model, not a curated record. The coding region runs from base 1 to 501 and encodes 166 amino acids.